AUGGCGCGCGAUCCGGCCUCGGGCAUCAAGCUCAGCAGCGACAAGCGCAUGGCGUGCGUGUCGUGCAUGGAAGGACAGCAGAUGCGCAAUGCGCAGUUGCAGGAGGACAGCGGCACCAACUCGCCUAUCGAUCGCAUCGGUGGCGUCAUCUGCUCGGACCUUAAGGGCCCGAUGACGCCGCGGGACCGACUACAGAACCGGUACUUGGUCAAUUUCAUCGACCGCAAGUCGAACUACUGCCGCGUGUUUCUCGCGCGCACCAAGGACGCGACGGCAAAGCAUUUUGAGGCGUUCCUCAUUCACUUCGAGCGACGUUUCGGGUUAAAGAUCCACGUCUUAGAGACAGACGGCGGCGGCGAGUACGCCAACAUUGACCUGUUUGCAAAUGCACGGGUGUCGCGCGCCAGGUGUCGGAGGCGCGAAACCAAGCGUCAAACGGAACGGCGGAGAGGAUGCAUCGGACGCUGUUAA
Peronospora matthiolae is the source of this 471-nucleotide messenger RNA. NCBI's taxonomy places the organism in Eukaryota, Oomycota, Peronosporomycetes, Peronosporales, Peronosporaceae. The record is from the annotation of a GenBank genome assembly.